Molecule: messenger RNA, 772 nt
Organism: Gilbertella persicaria
Lineage: Eukaryota; Fungi; Mucoromycota; Mucoromycetes; Mucorales; Choanephoraceae
Exons: 2
Coding region: 159-641 (160 amino acids)
Source: RefSeq, a predicted model, not a curated record
GAAAAAAAACCAAGUUUGCUUAUCAUCAAUAAAUACCCUUUUUUAACAGGCUGUAAUCUAGUUUUUUGAUUUUUUUUUCUUACUACUCUAGAAAUCAUCAGAUAGCAAUAUUUGUAGUUUUGACAAGAAAAUAAACAAUACUUUAGUUAUCAUACCCUAUGACGACUUUAUUAAAAGUGGUUUAUGUCAAAAUAUUCCUUGGAGCUAUAGAAUUUUUUUUUUUUUUUUUUGAAUGGCUUGAAGAAUUCAAGGAAGUAUUCCAUUCAUCACUUUCAAGUAUACACUUAUACAUAUAUAAUAAUUUCAAAAAUGUUGUAACUGUGAGCAUUUCUGAAAGAAAAAAGUAUGUAUAUAGUGGAUUAUCUCUUUUAAGCUACAAGACAUCAUUAAUUAUACUAAAUCAUGCAUUUAUUUCAAAAGGUAAAAGAUUUAAUAACAGUAGAUCUGCCACCAAAAUAAAAACUAGAUUGUUCAUUAAGAAUAUACAGAGAUUUAGCGAAAUGUUCCAUGCACCAGCUUUGCUUUAUCAUAAAUUAUGGUUGUCACAAGAUUUAAAGUUUCCUUUAGAAAAAAAGGUGGUAAACAGUGUAGUUAGUAAUAAUAUACAAAACAAAGAUGAAUUCAGCAGAGUGAUGUCCUAACAAAACAGUCUAUUAAGUAUGAAUUUAAAAAAACAUAUGACUAUUGAUGGUUAUCCAGAAGACAAUAAUAUUAUGUCAAGCGAUCAUACUGAUAUUAGUAUACAAAAAUUUAAUGAGAAGUCUAAAAAAAA